Molecule: messenger RNA, 696 nt
Organism: Hirsutella rhossiliensis
Lineage: Eukaryota; Fungi; Ascomycota; Sordariomycetes; Hypocreales; Ophiocordycipitaceae
Product: TIM21 domain-containing protein
Exons: 4
Coding region: 1-696 (231 amino acids)
Biological process (GO): protein import into mitochondrial matrix
Cellular component (GO): TIM23 mitochondrial import inner membrane translocase complex
Source: RefSeq, a predicted model, not a curated record
AUGAAACCGUCAUCCUCGCUUCGGGCGAUCCGACCCGGCGCCCUGACAACUCCCUCCCCGUCCACGCCUUUGUGGCUCGUCUCGACGAGAUCUUACGCGUCCAGCAACGGAGCGACGGCGGCGUCCACGCCAAAGCGCCGGAGCGUCACCCCGUUCAACGACACUGGGUUCGUGCCUUGGAAUGAGCUUUCGGCGACGGAGAAGACGGCUCGCGCGACGCAGCAAAGCUUCAACUUUGGCCUGGUUAUGGUCGGCCUCGUGCUCACGGGCGGAGUCGGCUAUUUUCUCUGGACCGACGUCUUUUCCCCCGACAGCAAGACAGCCCAGUUCAACCGCGCCGUCAACAAGAUCAAGAAGGAUUCGAGAUGCAUUGAGCUUCUCGGCGACCCCAAGCACGUCAUGGCCCACGGCGACGAAAACUUCAACAAGUGGCGGCGAGCCCGCCCUAUUGCAUCCUCCGAGAGGACCGACCCUCAAGGGAAUGCGCACAUGGUGAUGCACUUUCACGUCGACGGUCCGCUGCAAAACGGUGUCGCGCAGCUACACAUGGUGAAGCGACGCGGCGAAAGCGACUACGAGUACAAAUACCUGUUCCUGGACGUCAAGGGCCACGAGCGCAUCUAUCUGGAGAAUGCAGAAUCAAAGCCCAGCACGGGAAAGAAGCAACUAAGCUUCUUUGGUGUCAAAUGGAGCUGA